AUGCGCUUCACCACCGCGCUCUGGCUCGCCGCUGCGGCCGUCGCCAAGGCGACAUAUUGGAUGGAGGAUAUCAAGCACCAGGGUAUCUCGGCUUACAACGCCGAUCCAAAAUACCAGGUCUUCCGCAACGUCAAGGACUUCGGGGCCAAGGGUGACGGUGUUACUGACGACACGGCGGCGAUCAACCUCGCCAUCUCAUCCGGAAACCGAUGUGCACCGGGAACAUGCAAGGGUGAGACGACGUCACCUGCGACGGUCUACUUCCCUUCCGGCACAUAUCUCAUCUCUGGUUCAAUCGUCGAUUACUUCUACACCCAAAUCAUCGGCGACCCGACAGACCGACCCGUGAUCAAGGCUGCUGCCAACUUCGACGUCACUAACAACUUUGGUCUCAUUGACGGCAAUAAGUACGGUGCCAACGGGUUGAGUUGGGGUGCCACCAACGUCUUCUUCCGCCAGGUCCGCAACCUGAUCUUCGAUACCACCGCCAUUCCCGCCUCCUCUGCCGCUCUCGGAAUCCACUGGCCCUCAUCCCAGGCCACCGCCAUCACCAACUGCGUCUUCCGCCUCGCCGCCGGCGCUGACAGCAAGCACACCGGUAUCUUCAUCGAGGAAGGUUCCGGCGGUCUUCUCAACGACCUGGACUUCUACGGUGGACAGUAUGGCGCCAACUUUGGCAACCAGCAAUACACCGCCCGCAACCUCCGCUUCUGGAACUCCCAGAUCGCCAUCAACCAGCUCUGGGACUGGGGCUGGACGUACAAGAGCAUCUACGUCGAGAACUGCGGCACCGGAAUCCGCAUCCAGGACAACAGCACCUCCUCCGUGACCCUCAUCGACUCCGAGUUCGUCAACGUCCAAACCGCCAUCCGCACCCCGCGCUCCGCCUCCAUCGUCCCCAUCGCCGCCGGCACCCUGAUGAUGGAGAACGUCGCCUUCUCCAACGUCGGCACCAUCCUCCAAGGACCCCAGAACAACACCAUCAUCUCCGGCACCAAGGGCUCCGUCGUCAGCCAGGGCUUCGCCAUGGGCCACAUCUACACGCCCUCCGGGCCCACGGACUACACCGGCAGCGACACGGGCUACUUCCCCGUCUACAACGCCCUCGUCGCCACCACCGCCAACGGCACAAAGUACUACGAGCGCUCCAAGCCGCACUACGAGACCCUCUCCGCCGACUGCUUCGUCUCCGCGCGCACCUUCGGCGCCAAGGGCGACGGCGUCACCGACGACACCGUCGCGCUGAACAACCUCUUCAACUACGUCGCCUCCAAGAGCUCGCUCGUCGCCUUCGUCGACGCGGGAACCUACUACGUCUCCGACACCGUCUUCAUCCCCGCCGGCGCGCGCAUCGUCGGCGAGGCGCUCGCGUCCAUCAUCAUGGGCGGCGGGCCCAAGUUCCAGGACAUCUCGAGCCCGCACCCCGUCGUCAAGGUCGCGCUGCCGGGCGACUGCGGGACGAUCGAGUGGUCCGACAUGAUCGUCUCGACGCGCGGGGCCGCGCCCGGCGCCAAGGUCGUCGAGUACAACCUCAACACCCUGGGCGAGCCGGCGGGCAUGUGGGAUGUGCACAUCCGCGUGGGCGGGUACGCUGGUACGCAGCAGCAGUUGAAGGAGUGCCCGACGACGCCGAACGCUACUGUCACGGCGGACACGCUCGACAAGAACUGCAUCGCGGCGUGGAUGAGCAUGCACAUCACCAAGCCGGCGUCGAACCUCUUCAUGGAGAACUGCUGGCUGUGGGUCGCGGACCACGAUCUGGAGGACCCGACGUACACCCAGGUGACGAUCUACGCGGGCAGAGGGUUGCUGAUUGAAGCGACCGCUGGCAAGAUCUGGCUCUCUGCUUCUGGCGUGGAGCAUCACACGCUGUACCAGUACCAGCUCUACCAGACGAGGGAUAUCUACAUGGGCAUGAUCCAGACCGAGACGCCAUACUACCAACCCAACCCGGUCGCCUCCAUCCCCUUCCCCCGUGUCAAGGGCUACCACGACCCAGACUUUGUAGCCGACUGCAAGGGCAAGGACACCAGCGAGGCCCCCUGCGAGAUGGCCUGGGGUCUGCGCGUCAUCGGCAGCCGCAACAUCGCCAUUUUCGGCGCGGGGCUGUACUCCUUCUUCAACAACUACAGCACGGCGUGCUGCCAGGUCGGCGCCGGCGCGCGGUGCCAGCAGCGCAUCUACGACAUCCGGGACUCGCCGAACAACUGCACCAAGACGGAGCACCUGGAGACGUACAACCUCAACAUUGUCGGGACGAAGGCGAUGGUCACGCGGCACGGCAAGGACGUCGCGCUGUACAAGGACAACAUUGCGGGAUUCACGGCGGGCAUUGCGCUUUACCAGCAUGCUUGA
Molecule: messenger RNA, 2355 nt
Organism: Colletotrichum chrysophilum
Lineage: Eukaryota; Fungi; Ascomycota; Sordariomycetes; Glomerellales; Glomerellaceae
Exons: 5
Coding region: 1-2355 (784 amino acids)
Molecular function (GO): polygalacturonase activity
Source: RefSeq, a predicted model, not a curated record